ACCAGCUGUACGUGUCAGGAUUAGGAUUAAAGUGAAGUGAGGAUUCUUCACCCUCUGUUCGAUUGAACAGCUGCUCUGCUUUUUAUAAACUGUGGACCACUAAUUGCUCCAUGAGGAACGCCGACCAUGGUGCUAACCGGGCUUUAUCUCCUACAGUUGGUCUUGUGGGCUGGCACCAGACUAAAGCUCCAAGUAAGGGGUGACCAGAUGAAGCCAGCCCAUGCUCCUUUAAUCCCUCAUCGGCCCUUUGUUGUCGUCUGGAAUGCUCCAACAGAGUCAUGUCGCCUUCGAUUCAAAGUGGACCUCGACCUCAGUGUGUUUGACAUUGUAGCAAAUCUCAACGAAACCUUAAGUGGACCAAAUGUGACUAUAUUCUACCACAGCCAUCUGGGCUACUACCCUCACUACAGCAACGCUGGGGCUGCUGUCAACGGUGGCCUGCCGCAGAACCAGAGCAUCUCCAAACAUCUGAGCAAAGCCCGGGCAGACAUCGACAAACUGAUUCCACACAAGGAUUUUCGGGGUUUAGGCGUCAUAGACUGGGAGAACUGGAGGCCUCAGUGGGUACGAAACUGGGGAUCCAAAGACAUCUACCGCAAAAAGUCCAAGGAAAAGAUAAGAAAAAAUCACCCAAACUGGCCAGAGAGCAAAGUGGAAAAAGAAGCGAAGGAAAGUUUUGAGAGCGCUGGACUAGCUUUCAUGAAUCUGACCUUGGCUCUGGCUGAAGCUCGCAGGCCCGAUGGGCUGUGGGGGUUUUACUUGUUUCCUGACUGCUACAACUACGGCUACAAGCAGCACCCACAACGCUACACAGGCGAAUGCCCCAAUGUGGAACAUGUCCGCAAUGACCAUCUGAUGUGGCUUUGGAAGGAGAGCACAGCACUUUACCCUUCCAUCUACCUGGACUACGAGCUAAAGUCUUCUCAAAACACAGUCAAGUUUGUUCACUACCGGGUUAAAGAAGCCAUGCGGAUAGCAUCCAUUGCCCGAAUGGACUUCACAUUGCCUGUCUUUGUCUACUCCAGACCCUUCUACGCCUACACCUUUGUUGUGCUUUCAGAGAGUGACUUGGUUCACACUAUUGGUGAGAGUGCCGCCUUGGGAUCGUCGGGUGUCGUCCUUUGGGGAUCAUCAGAAUACGCUCGAUCACAGAGAAACUGCUUGACUGUGAAGAAGUACAUCGAUGGGCCUCUGGGACAUUACGUCAUGAACGUUACAUCAGCAGCUAAGCUGUGCAGCAAAGCACUCUGCAAGAAGAACGGCAGGUGUGUCCGUAAACGCCUGGACUCCGGUGCUUACCUGCACCUAAACCCGCGCUUCUUCCACAUCCAACGUAACCCGUCACCCAGGCGCCCCCGCUUCCAAGUCAGCGGUCACCUCAACAACCACGACAUACUGGACAUGAAGCACAAGUUCACCUGCCAGUGUUACCAGGGCUGGACGGGGGUUUACUGCGAGGUCCCCCAGGCUGUGCCCCGUCCUCCCCGGCCUCAGCCCGCCGUCCCACGACCUCCCCUUUGGACCAACAGCCUUCUGGCAGAUGUUCUGCUGCUGCUUUCUUUCCAUUUCUCCUGCCUGUGCAUUAUCAUAUUCCUGGGACUCUGUCUGGUUGUUAAGUGUCUCAUCCUGUAGACGCCAACAUUUAUUUUAGAGUUCGAGGGUAAUUCCAGAUGAAAUAAGAUGAAGCCCUCAUUAUUUUCAGUGGCUCAUACUGUCCUGCUUGUUGUGCUGCUGAGCAACGCACGUGUGUGGCGUCAAUGACUGCGUUUACAUGCAGUCAAUAACCCUUUUAAAACCCGGAUAUUAGUAAUAACCCGGUUUUGCACGGCCAUGUAAACACCAAUAACCCCUUUGAAUAACCCCUGGGUUACUCCUUUUAAAACCCGAAUAUUGGGUCAUGUAAACACCAAACGGAAUAUCCCCAUCAAAC
Cololabis saira (Pacific saury) is the source of this 1930-nucleotide messenger RNA. RefSeq names its product hyaluronoglucosaminidase 6 (gene hyal6). Gene Ontology annotation, molecular function: hyalurononglucosaminidase activity. The record is from RefSeq and is a predicted model, not a curated record. Lineage: Eukaryota; Metazoa; Chordata; Actinopteri; Beloniformes; Belonidae. Bases 127 to 1632 code for a protein of 501 amino acids. Gene Ontology annotation, biological process: hyaluronan catabolic process; carbohydrate metabolic process. The transcript has 4 exons.